Molecule: messenger RNA, 1484 nt
Organism: Gigantopelta aegis
Lineage: Eukaryota; Metazoa; Mollusca; Gastropoda; Neomphalida; Peltospiridae
Product: polycystic kidney disease protein 1-like 2
Exons: 2
Coding region: 234-1055 (273 amino acids)
Molecular function (GO): protein binding
Source: RefSeq, a predicted model, not a curated record
AUUGAUUGAUUGGUUAGUUUAAUUCCGUCGUUUGUUCAUUCAUACAUGUCAUGAGGUUUAAAUAAUAAACUUCAACUUGUAUCACAUAUUUUCUUUAUUUCUUUUGAAACUUUCCUCAAAUUGCUGUUCACACUGUUAAACAUGUACAUAGGUUUGUUGUGGUAAACCACACUCAGAAUGUGUGAUUUGCUGUCCGUAUAUUUGUAUUCUUACCUCCACAGACUGGUAUCACAAUGCUUGGUGACAAUGCUCCUGGAGACCACUAUGUGUACAUGAUCUGCGUGGUCACUGGCUGGUGGGCACAUGCUGGCACCACCUCCAGAGUGUUCAUGUACCUCUGUGGGAAGAGUGGAAGGUCAUCACGACAUGCCAUGUUUGACAGCAAUAAGGAACUCUUCACAUCUGGUGCAGAGAACUGGUUUCUACUCAAGACCAGUGAAAGUCUGGGCCACAUUAGAUCUGUGGUCAUAUGGCAUGACAAUGGUGGACAACAGCCAUCUUGGUACCUAAAAGAAAUUGUUAUCAAGGAUGUCCAGACUGAAGAGAUAUGGCACUGUGUUUAUGACGAAUGGCUCAGCAUUGAUAAAGGACUGGGGACUCUUCAAGCAGACAUCCCUGCCAUUGAAGAUGCAACUUUUGCAAAGAAGCGUUUCUACCAGUUCAUGCACACAACCAGUCGCGACUUCCGCAAUGGACACAUCUGGAUCAGCAUCUUCUCCAAACCUCCGACGAGCCGUUUUACACGUAUCCAGCGUCUCACGUGUGCUCUCUGUAUUCUCCUGUCGACAAUGCUCACUGAUAUCAUGUUCCACGGAAUUCCACGAGAUGAUCCCGAGAACCAGAUCGAUUACGGAGAUUUUCACCUUUCAUUGGUGGACUUUGUAAUCGGAAUCGAGAGUGCCCUGAUAGUGUUUCCUGUCAAUAUGACCAUCAUCUUGUUGUUUAAAUUAACCAAUCCGAAACCUGACACUGUACUGAAAUCAGAGGAACCUGUGGAUGACAAGAUGAAAGUUAAAGAGGAAAAGGAAAAUAUAUUUUCUAAGUUAAGGUAUUAGAAAGUUUAACUAAAAUAAUUUCUUUGCAAUCCUUCAUAUUUGGUAUAUGUUCUGAUGGAAAGAAAUAAGAGUUCACAUGGUUUCUGAGGACCAAAUUUAAUUCACUACUAGUAGAUCAAUGUGUACAUAAAAUACAAAGAUGAGUUAUGGGAAUUGAAUAUCAGUAAUGAGCAUGCCCCUCAUCAACACUUGCAUCUUUCCGAUAUGCUCUGAUUGAGGGUACUAAUCACACUCACUGUUUGCUGUUACUAUUUAUGUGAUACCUUAUUUCCUUCCAUCAGUACGUAUUACAUUACUGCCAUCACCAUAAGCAUAGUAUGUGUUGAUGCACAUAUAGGUUACCAGUUAGACCAAUUUAUCAAGUUUAUAAUUUUCUCUAUUAUUACUGUAAAAUUACUGUUCUUGUCCAAUUAAAACAAAGAACCCAGA